CGCGCAGCGCGCGCGUGGUUCUAUCUACAUAAACAUAAACUUUCGACGGUCCGCGCCGAUGUUUUCGAACGGCGCUGGACCCCUUCCUUGGUGCGCGCCCGACGCCGAGUUUCCAUGCUACUGCUUGUUCCCCGAGCCCCUGCCCGCCAUGUGAGGGCCCUCGUCGUCGUCCUCGUCCUCGUCCUCGUCCUCGUCCUCGUCGUCGUCGUCGUCCUCCUUCUCCUCGUCGUCUUUGUGCCUCGCCUACGCCGCUCGCCCGCUCUCUUCUUCCGGCGGCCCGCUCUGCCCCUCCCGCCGGGCGGCGCCGCGCCAUGGCGGAGCCUGCGGGCCAGGCGUGACGGGCUCGCGCGGGCACCCGCGGGGUGCACGCGUGGACGUGGCGCUCGCUCGCCCGCCCCGCUGCGGGAUGGCGGGGCCGGAGCUGGUGUCGUCCAGCGAGGAGGACCCGACCUCGCCGGGGCUCCCCCCGGCGCGGGGCGGCGGUGGCCGCCGCGGCGCCUCGCCGUGGUGGCCGCCGCGGCGCUGGCGGGGCUGCUGGUGGCGGCCGCCGGCCGUGGUUCCGCGGCUGCGCCGUGGGCGGCUGCCGGCGCCCACGGGGGCGUGGCGCGAGGGGAGGCGGAGCCCAGCGCCAUGCCAUGGGGGAGGCGCCCGCCGCAGAGCAAGCAGGGGCACCGGUGGCAAGCGCCGCCGGUCGUCGUGCCGCCCGCCGCGGCAGCUGGGACGCCGCAGGAUGCGCGGGGGCCCUCCCGCGUCGGCGUGGGCCCCCCCACAGACCUCCUCGCGUUGCGAGAGGAUAUCGGGGCGGGAGGUGUUUCAGCAUUGUCGGCCUCUGGGGACCCUCAUCGGGCCUCGGCACCGCCAAAUCAGCCUGGCGAAGGGCCCGUUGUGUGAGUACCUGAAUUUUUGAAUAUCUUUUUCGGUGGUCUGGGCUGGCCGCCCAGCGCCUCGAGGCGAUCGUGGCAGCCAGCUGUUCUUAGUCGCAGGCCUCUCGGGGCCUGUUCGGGGCUCCCGGGGACCGGCGGAUUUGUCGCGUUGCGUGCCGAGUGGUACACCUCCACCGCGGCCGCAACACCUCUUCUGCCACGAUGACUCUGCUGCCAUCGGUCCGCCAAAAGGGGGGCGGAAUGGAG
Messenger RNA from Prorocentrum cordatum, 1130 nucleotides. The record is from the annotation of a GenBank genome assembly. Lineage: Eukaryota; Dinophyceae; Prorocentrales; Prorocentraceae.